GAGGAAUCUGCGGAGUUUGUUGAUGGGUGCUACGAGUAGGGACUGUAAGCUAGAGUAGAAUAGAAGACCUGCCAAAUAGAGGCUGCCUUGCUGCUCUCGCUCGCGUGAAUCGGCUGCCUUGCUGCUCUCGCGUAGCUCACAUGUAGAACCAUGGAGCAGAUUGCUUGCUGAGUGCCUACCGCAUGCACGACUUAUAUUUAAACACCCACUCGCUCACUAGCUCAUUGUCUCUCUAGUGUAUUUGCAACGUCAAUUAGACAGCAGAAGUUGCAGGAGGUCCAGCCGUCCAGCUAUGGCUCUAGAAAAAAUUGCCUCCAUCGUUCAAGUGACUCCGUUCAACGUGACGUCGGACUCAUACGCCACGUUCAUCCAGAACGUACGUGUAGCUCUGGCCGGCGCGAAGCCUGACACGGUGGUAGGGCCCAAAUCCAAGGUAAGUCGGCCGGUGCUGGCCAAAGAGGCGUCGUCGUCUGGCCUGCAGCCGCCGAAGUGGAUCCACGUCGUGCUCAACGGCAAGGGCGGCGCCGCGCCCACGGUGGCCAUCCGCAGCGACAACGCCUACAUCGUCGGCUUCACCAACAGCAAGGGGACGUGGUACCAGCUCAGCAGGACGGGCGCCCAGGAGAAGCUCGUCGACGACAACCCCGUGAUGGCGGGCUUCGACGGCAACUACAACACGCUCAUCGGCGGCAGCGACAAGCUGCUGACCCUGAACGUCGCCAAGUUUAGCGUGGCGGCCGCGGCCGCCACGUUCUGGAACCACAAGGCCGGAAACACAUCAUAUGGUGACGACUGCGGCAGCGACGAGGAAGAAGAAAGCGGCAUGCUCCGCGCUGGCGACCCGCUGAAGGUGGCGGUGGCGACCCUCGCCGUGGCCAUCUGCGAGGCGGCGAGGUUCGUCCCCGUCUCCACGGUCAUCGGCAAAGGUUGGGGCGAGCAACGGGUGAGCGUCACGGCCAAGGAGGUAAGCUACAUCAUGGACUGGGGUGACCUGUCCCGCGCACUGCUCAAGUGGAAGAGUGGCGGUUAUAAGGACGACAAGCCUUUCCAGCCAUUCAAGGGUAUCGGGAUAAAUAACGGGGAGGAAGCCUUGGCUGUGGUGGCCCUUCUGAAGCUCAUGUCGGGAAGCCAGAGCCUGUUGGCCUGGCUCAAGUGCUUCUGGGGGCUUCUGGUGAAGAAGCUCAAGCGGGAGGACAUGAAUUACGAGAAGCCAAAGACUGCAGCCAUCGUUAACCCACUUUAAUCUGUUAUAGCAUACACUCGUCAUCCGAGAAUAAAUGUGUUGUUAAUUGCUUAAUUCCAAGGGAAGUAUAUAAUCCUUUAAUGCGUAUUGCAUGUGACAUGUUCACAAGAGUGUCUUCAAAUGUGAUGGUGUAUCCAUAAAUAUGGAGUACGAAUUAAACAUGUUUGUCA
Zea mays is the source of this 1413-nucleotide messenger RNA. RefSeq names its product 60 kDa jasmonate-induced protein. Gene Ontology annotation, molecular function: rRNA N-glycosylase activity. Gene Ontology annotation, biological process: negative regulation of translation. The record is from RefSeq and is a predicted model, not a curated record. NCBI's taxonomy places the organism in Eukaryota, Viridiplantae, Streptophyta, Magnoliopsida, Poales, Poaceae. The coding region runs from base 293 to 1243 and encodes 316 amino acids. The transcript has 2 exons.